Messenger RNA from Paramuricea clavata, 3184 nucleotides. The record is from the annotation of a GenBank genome assembly. NCBI's taxonomy places the organism in Eukaryota, Metazoa, Cnidaria, Anthozoa, Malacalcyonacea, Plexauridae.
GUCCCUAACACGAUAAUUUUUUAAGAAUAUUCUUACAAAUGAAAAAUCGCCUAAAAAUAUCACUUUUAAUUACAAAAUUAUCAAUUUCCAAACAUAUAUAUGUUAGGUAUGAUACGUAAUGUAAGCUUCAAUUUAAGGUAACAUUCAACCACAAACGCUUCGCAAAACGUUUUAAAACGCAAAACGUUUUAAAACGCAAAACGUUUUAGCGCGUCGAGGAGGAUGUAACCGGAACCACAACUCAUGUAUUUACGUCAUGCUGACACGCAGUGCUGGUAUCUUUACGUCAUGCGAUAUUGCAUCAGUGCGUUUCGCUGACUAAUCCUUGCAUCAUGCUGACUAAUAUAAUAGUGUAACCGUGUUAACAUAAUGUCCAUCAUUUCAUUCGCUUUUUAACCAAUGAAAACGAGGCCUGGGGAACGACGAAGCACCCGCCCUUCAACUAUAAAGCCAACGUAACAAAUACAGUUGAUAACUGAUGUGCAUUAACAGUGGUCAUCUAUCUUGUUAAGACUUAAGAUGUCGAAGAGUAGAGUAUUUGUGAUUGGGGCUAGUGGUAAUGUUGGCAAAGCUACAAUAAAUGCACUUGCAAGAAACUACGGAGAGAAGCUUGAUAUCAGAGCUGGCGUGCGAAACCCUGAGAAAGUUGCCGAAUUUACAUCCCUUCAGGGCGUCACAGUCGUGCGAGCGGAGAUGGGCAAACGAGAUGAGCUUAUUGAGAUCUUCAAAGAUGUCGACGUACUGUUUAUUGUCGUGCCAGGCGCUGUUGAUCGUGUAGAGUUAACCCGUGUGACGGCUGAGGCUGCAAAGGAGGCGGGGGUAAAACAUAUCCUUUGCUUGGGCUCUCCUACACCAAACAUUUCAAUUGGUAAACAGAUGUACGAUAUCGAGGAGAUCAUAACAAAUCUUGGUCUAAAUUACACAAUUCUUCGUCUACCCUGGUUCAUGGAUAAUUAUUUUGCCUUUAAAGAAACUAUACAGAAAUUAUCAGUGGUUUAUGAUUCUGUAGAUCCGACCAAACGUUUUUCCGCCAUCUGCAUGGAUGAUCUCGGCUUAGCAGCAGCAGUCGUUCUGUCUUCUCCUGAAAAACACGCAGGCAAGAAAUACCUCCUGGUGAGCGACAGACACUCGUUCAAAGAUUUAGUGAAAGCGUUCAGCGAAGCUCUUGGCAAAGACGUGAAAUACAUACAACAAUCGUACGAAGAAGCAAAGGUAGUGUGGAUGCAGAAAGGUGUUCCUGAGCAGAGUGUCGAUGGUUUGAUUGAGUAUUGGAAAGAAGCCAAUGCGGGUAAAUACGAAGAAGGAAAUGAUAAUGAUUUCGCAGCUAUUACAGAAAAACAGCCAACAAGCGUAGCUGCAUGGGUCCAACGAUAUGCUAGUGUGUUCAAGUAAACAUUAUUGUUCGCAUGAUACUAACUAUUUAUAUUAAUAUUGGGCUUCUCAAGAAAGUUAGACUUGCGUGCGUAGGUUGAAGAUUAAUUCAAUUAAUGUAAAUUAGGAAAUGCCCAAUGCUCUUUCUUCCUCUGGAUGUGUGGAAGCCCGUUAUAACUCGCAAAUCUGUACUCUAAAUUCCAAUUUUGACCAAAUAUAAUUAUUGUCCUUUUCUCUGACUCUGUUAAUUGUGAGUAUGUUGGUUCUGAGGAAUUCAGAUCAAUUGGAAAUAAGGCUAUUAAAUGAGGCUAUUAUUUUAUAUGUUUAUUAAAUCUAUUCCAUAUAUAUUCGAUUUCAUUGUUUUAACCAGACUCGAAAAAAUAACGGCUCCACCCCAAAAUUACAAGCUCAACAGUCUAGUGUUUUCCUCAAGCUUGGUAUUUUAUGAGAAGAUUCCUUUCAUCCUGCAUUACACAUUUUAUUUUACAAAAGAACUCAAGCGUAAAUUGCAUGUUGUUUGUGCAUGGCCUCAAUGCUAUGAAUAUUUAAUGAUGUGUCAGAGGAUGUGCGAGAAACAAUUUUAAAACCUCGUUGUUUAAGUUUAGACUUGGUUGCCAAAUCCCAUAUGUCCAUGCAAUCAAUGCCUCGGCAUUGUUUGGGCACAUGGUCAUAGAUUUAGACUGAGCCACGUCUAAAGGAAGAACUCAGAUCUGAAAUAUUACUGGUGAACUUCUGUGUGCUUUCUACGCUGCAAUUGCUGCGGGCACGUACACCUAUAUAUGUAUUUUUCUGUUUAUUAUAUAAACAAAAUUCAUUGAAAAACAAUAAAACGUCCGUGGCAAUGCGUUUUACAACAAAUGAUAUUUUCACACGUAAAAAUAUCGUAUUUUUUACGUGUGUUUAAAUACGAUUUUUCUCAGUGGCCAAAAACUCUAUAUCACACUUAUGUUUAUAUAAUAAUAUUUAACAAUUAUUCGCCGAAGGCGAGGUGAUUAUCGGUGAAUAAAAACCAAGACGAAGUCGAGGUUUUUAUUCACGAAAACUCACUGAGCCUGAGGUGAAUAAUUGUUUUACUAUAACUUUCAUGGUGAUUAUUUGGAAAAAAAAAUUAAAAAUGCACAUUUCUUCGUCUUUUAAUUGACAAAACGGCUUCGGCCGCCAUUUUGAAAAUCGCUUAGGUGAUUAUCGCGUAAUAAUCACCUCAACGGUAACCAAUCAGCGUGGAGAAUUUUCAAUAAUCACCUAUGUAAUUAUACUAAUGUUUAUUAUCCCACUGUGAUUCAGUAUUGCCUAUAUAUUGGCUCCACUUUUUGAAUUCGAGUUCCCGCUAAAUUAUAAUAUACAGAUUACAGGGUGUAUAAAAAAAAACGCAACCUUGGAAUUUCCCGCUGAGAAAUCACUUUGCAAUUCCGUUAAGCAUAAAAGUUUUAGGCACCUGGGAAUUACUAAUAUUUUACCUGCAUCUAAGGACGUAAACGAGCUUAUAUUCAGUUAUAAAAUUUGCAUAGCCAAAAAUCUCACAUUUGAUUGGCCGGGGACGCCGGAACUGGGGGGGGGGCAGGAGGGGCAGCCGUCCCCGUUGCCCUUUACCAGGAGGAGCAAGGGGGGGCAAAGGUGCCCUUUCAAUUUAAAGGAUUGCCUUGGCGAAAUAGCGAAUUGUCAGAAAUGUUAGUGCAAUUCUUUUACGAAUUUGCUUCAGAAAACGCAAGAAAUGCAUGCAGUACUGCAUCGAGUUUCAAGAAUAGCGCAAUCGCCUGGCGGAGAACCCCCUCACACCCCUAUCAUCCAAUAAAUAAAAAACAUGAUUAGGCGA